UUUUCCAGGCCUCCAAACUAAUAAGUGACCAAAACCAGCUCACAGCAGUUGCAGAAGGGGAGCGGAGAGACCAGCAGCCCAGGAGAGGGGCAUAAGGAGAAGCUGAUACCAUGGCUGUCGUUUUCCAGCCCUCAAGCUGUGGGGGCUCGGGAGGGGGAAAUACAGCUACUGCAGCAUCUUGACAUAAAAUGAAAAAAGGAGGCACUGAUACAUGGACUUUUGGAGAACUUCUGUCAGGUAACUUCUCUUUUUCUCAAUACAUUUACUUGCUGCUCUCCAAACACUGCAUCCCUAUCUCCAAAUCUCUGCAUCCCUAAGAGAAAGAAAUCAGGCAAGGGACGCAGCAGACCUGCAUGGUUGAGUGGGGAGCUUCUGAAAAAGCUCAAGUGGAAGAAGGAAGUCUCCAAUAAGUGGAAGAAGGGACUGACCCCUUGGGAGGAUUACAAGAAUGCUGCCAGAGCGUGCAGGGAUGAAACAAGGAAAGCCAAGGCCGCCCUGGAAUUAAACCUGGCCAGGGAUGUCAAGCUCAACAGUAAGGGCUUCUACAAGUAUAUUGGAAGCAAAAGGAAGACCAGAGAAUUUGUGGGCCCACUGUUGAAUGAGACAGGAACCAUGGUGACGGAGGAUGCGGAGAAGGCAGAGUUACCGAAUGCCUUCUUUGCUUUGGUCUUUACUGCUCGGCCCAACCCUCAGGAGUCCCAGGCAUUGGGGGAACUAACGGGGAAAGAAGACGACUUCCCUUGCGUUGAGGAGGAUGGAGUGAGGGAUCAAUUAGAUCAAUUAGAUAUUCACAAGUCCAUGGGCCCCGAUGGGAUGCACCCGAGAGUGCUGAGGGAGCUGGUGGAAGUCAUUGCUGGGCCGCUCUCCAUAAUCUUUGAAAGGUCCUGGAGAACAGGCGAGGUGCCUGGGGACUGGAGGAAAGCCAAUGUCACUCCAGUCUUCAAAAAAGGCAAGAAGGAGGAGCUGGGGAACUACAGCCCCGUCAGCCUCGCCUCCAUCCCUGGAAAGAUGAUGGAACAGCUCGUUCUGGGUGUCAUCUCAAGGCAUGUGGAGGAAAAGAAAGCUAUCGAAUGGUGGUGCGGCUCCCUGACAUCCUGCAACAGACCAGGACUGAAAAGCUCAAGCUGGUCCCAGGAGCUGUGACCACUGAAGUCACCAUCUGGAAUGCAGUCCUAAAUGCCACCCAUUUGCUUAUUUUGGACUCCAGCAGAGUGUAUCAAAUCAGUCUUCCUGACCCCGAGGGCUGGGAGGUGCAUUCUCAGGUUUUGGCUGUGAG
Chroicocephalus ridibundus (black-headed gull) is the source of this 1276-nucleotide messenger RNA. RefSeq lists its product as uncharacterized. Gene Ontology annotation, biological process: cell adhesion involved in heart morphogenesis; larval heart development. The transcript is spliced from 2 exons. Lineage: Eukaryota; Metazoa; Chordata; Aves; Charadriiformes; Laridae. The coding region runs from base 613 to 1143 and encodes 176 amino acids. The record is from RefSeq and is a predicted model, not a curated record. Gene Ontology annotation, cellular component: extracellular matrix.